Molecule: messenger RNA, 2330 nt
Organism: Hylaeus anthracinus
Lineage: Eukaryota; Metazoa; Arthropoda; Insecta; Hymenoptera; Colletidae
Exons: 2
Coding region: 592-1851 (419 amino acids)
Biological process (GO): negative regulation of meiotic nuclear division; regulation of mitotic nuclear division
Cellular component (GO): nucleus
Molecular function (GO): protein binding
Source: RefSeq, a predicted model, not a curated record
UGCAGAACACACAGAGAGAGUUAAUGCCCGCGCACGCAUGUUCCCUUCGGACAAGAGUCCUUGUCUAGUAAUCCUUGACAUCGCGAAUAUCAAUAUUUUCAGAUCUUGUGAUUUCGUUGAUCGAGUAACAUUAAACGUUUUACACGAAAUGUCACACGGGGAUAACGGUGACAAGUGAAAGACGAAGGAAUACCGUUGAUUUGUCUUCGGUUCGGUCAAAAAGAGCGGCGUUUGUUUACUAAGUGCGGAGGGGUGGUGGAAGUUCCACGUUCGGUCGAGGAUUCACGAGCAGAUGCUCUCCGCGAGGCAGUUUCCCGCGCGACGCACGUGAGCGUGCCGAGUGGGGCGAUACACGCUGGAAGCAUGGACAAAACUCGUGUAAACUCUUCAAGACAGAUGUGAUGCGUAGAAAGUGGUCGAGACGUCAACGUCGAGAAAACGUGCGCGAAAUAUUUCUCGGAUUUAUUUGAACUUGGUGAACUGGAAGAAAGGAAAAUAACUAUGCGCGUUACCGGGACGCGUUCGAUCGAGUGUAAGAAGAUGUAGUUCGAGAGCUGGUGUUUGUCAACGAAUUCUACGCGGGAAAACAGCAUGGAGAUGGACGAAAUGGAAAGUAUGGGUAUCGGCAACACGCCUCACAGAACAAUAAACGCGAGCAAUCGUAGUUCUCAUGACAGUGGAGAUAGCGGUUACUUUGCUUUUACUCCCCAUUCUGGCGUGUACACGCCGGUGGUUUCAGGAUGCAGAUCUAGGGUGUCUUGUAUUUCUUCGAAAAGGCAUCACAGGCUCAGAGUGGAUCCUCUGCAGUCGGAACGGGGUCAGAGGCAUCGAAUGAAAUUGAAUCACCUGUUACACGCAUCAGAUUCCGGUUAUUUAACAUCUGAAACUCUGGAAACCGGGAGUUUGCUCGAGGAUCAGACAAGCUUGAAUGGCAAUCAUCAGUCGCUCGAGCAUUCGAGUGCCGAAUUGAUUGAUCGAAGCACGGAGUGUCGAGAAUAUGAUCUUCGGACUAGAACGCGUCGAAAUUGGAGGACGACUGUUCCCAUUACGCCAGCUUCGACGAAUUUGCAACUUCUUUCACCGCCACCGUCGCCGGCAGUGCCUUCUUCUUCGUUUAUAGCCUCCGAACCUAUCGAGGACGAUGUAGAAAUGAAGCUAGUCAUCGCGCCACAGAGUACACCCGAGGUAGCUAAUUCGCCUAGGCGCAGAACACCGCUUCCGCCGCCUCCACGUUUCGUGGUUUCGCCAAGCUGUCGAAAAAAAGCUAGUCCUGCGAUCACUUCAGCAGACAACCGUAAGUUAAGUCAGCUCUCUAUCACGGAUCUUGCUACCAUCGCAGAGAUCAAGCCGAAAAGGCUGGACUUUAAUCAAAAUGCCAAGUCCAUUAACUAUUAUCGUACCAGAGCCCACCCAGAUUACACUGGUAGAGAAACCGUAGACAUAUUGGCUCUUCUCGGAGAUAAGAGUAACCAUUGGAGGAUAGUCUCCAAAAUAUUCUCCUACCUCGGACCUCAAGAUCUGUGUUCUGUCAGCAUGGUGUCCAAAACUUGGAGGAGGCUUUGUAAUAACGACUUCAGAGCCAAUACAAGAAGACUGACCCACGUUAUACUCAGACAGAAUGCUAAAGAGAAUUUGAAAUUAAUCAAAAAGUCAAAGAUGGAAGGAGAUCUUCAGUCCAGUCCUAGGAGCAGAUACGCUAGAAAGGGGUUCUUGUUAGAGGUGCAGAAUCUUCUUCAAGAACCAAGGAACCAACGGCAGCCCACCAGUCCGCCUGUUUCUCCUAGUAAAGUGAAAUUUCACUCCUUUGUCAAGUUUUUAUGGGCAGAAAUUCGAAGAAUAAUUAGGCGGUAGUAAUCACCUACGACCCAAGAGCUCAUGAUUUCUUUCAACAGUUGAAGCCUUGUAUAUAUAUCCCCCAGCCUCUCUUUCUCCUCAGCUUGAUAUAAUUUGCACACGAACGAACUCCACGGCGACGCAAGGAAAAUAAUUGUUUCGUUCUUAAUAUCGUUUCUUUGACAUUGAUUUAUCGUGAUUUCUUCUUUGAAACGCCGCCACUCAUCGACCACACCGGUAUUCAGUAUGAAAAAUUGCCCUAGUGACGUUAGCGCGGCUUUAAUCGCAACAAAUUCUCUGUUCUACAAUAAUUAAAGUGUAUCACGCUAGGAGGAGACUUUCGAAAUGAUAAUUACUUUACACUCCGGUACGUAUUGCGAAUGCAUUCGCAAAUGGAACCUGAUUUAUUUUACUUGUAUAAAAUGGACUCUAGAUAUAUUUAUAACUUGAAAAAGAUAAUUGUAACAGUCGAAUCAACAAUUUGAAUUUGAAUGUAA